This is a messenger RNA of Calliphora vicina (urban bluebottle blowfly), 3162 nucleotides long. Its product is annotated as synaptic vesicle glycoprotein 2B. Gene Ontology annotation, molecular function: transmembrane transporter activity. Gene Ontology annotation, biological process: transmembrane transport. Bases 356 to 2134 code for a protein of 592 amino acids. NCBI's taxonomy places the organism in Eukaryota, Metazoa, Arthropoda, Insecta, Diptera, Calliphoridae. The transcript has 4 exons. The record is from RefSeq and is a predicted model, not a curated record. Gene Ontology annotation, cellular component: membrane.
CGUAAAAAAAAGUAUUGUUUUUCGAGCUGCCAGGAGCUCAAAACCUCUUAAACCACUGAGUGUUAGAUAAAGUUGUUAAAACCCAAAAGUUUUCCCCUAAAAACCUCGUCCAGAAGAGCAAAAACCAUUCGUAAGGUUGCGAACAAUACAAAUUUUAAAAAAAGCCCUAACAACAGCCACUUACUUGUUGAAACUAGUCAACUAAUAAAUUACCACCUUUAAUUUUUGAUUAAAUAGUUGUUUUUCUUAAAGGAAAAACUUUUCUAACAAAUUUUUUAUUUUUAAUAAAUUUGUUAAUUUAAAUUUUGCGGAUUACGCAGCCACACAAAGUUAAAAAACAAAGCUACUUCAUAGAAUGGUAGAAGGUGACUCUCCAAAAGAUACAAGUAAUAUUUAUAAUGUAGAUACUGGUGUACAGCCAAAUAGCAAUAACAACAACAAUAGCAGCAACGGCAGCAAUAAUACAACAACCACAACAACAGUUGUUGAUAAUCGCUCGAUAUUACAACCCUACGGCCUAGGUUCGGACCACAAAGAUCCUGGCUAUCACAUCAACGAAGCCUAUGAAAACGACAAGAAUGACAUAGAGAAGGGCGGAAAUGAUGGCCGUUCUGGUGGCGGCCUUAAGGCCGGCUUUGAACAGGCCAUAGAAAUGUGCGGCUAUGGCAAAUUCCAUUAUAUAUUAUUGGCCAUUUGUGGCCUGGUCAGUACCAGCGAGGAAAUGGAUGUCAUUUCGAUGUCUUUCAUUUUACCCUCGGCCCAAUGUGAUCUGAAUUUGAAUACGGAAACCAAGGGCUGGCUAAACUCCAUCAUAUUUAUUGGUAUGAUGGUGGGCGCUUACUUUUGGGGCAGUAUUGCUGAUUCGAUGGGCCGCAAAAAGGUACUGAUUGUUAUAUCGUUUAUGAAUGGUUUUUGCAUUGUCGCCUCGUCAUUUUCGCAAACUUACGAAUGGUUUAUGCUGUUUCGAUUUCUGAAUGGUGCUGCCCUGGGCGGCAGCGGUCCUGUCAUCUGGUCCUAUUUCGCUGAAUUCCAACCGAAAUCGAAACGCGGCUCCAUGUUAUCCUUCAUGGCCGCCUUCUGGACAUUUGGUAAUCUAUUUGUGGCCGGCUUAGCCUGGCUCAUUAUACCCACUGGCAUUGGUUUUGUUACACCCCUCUUCACCUACAACUCCUGGCGUAUCUUCCUAAUGACCUGCUCCAUACCCUCUUUCAUAGUGGCCUUUUUGCUGUUCUAUUUGCCCGAAUCGCCCAAGUUCCUGCUGUCCAAGGGCAAACAGGACAAGGCCAUGGCUAUAUUCCGUGGCAUUUUUGUGACCAACACCAAGAAACCGGCUGAAUUGUAUCCCGUCACUGAAUUGUAUAUCGAUGAGAAGACAUUGGCUGAGAUCCAGGAAAAUCGUGAUUCCAUUAAGGGUAAAUACUCGAAAAUGCUGUCAGGCAUGGUGGAUCACAGCAAGCAAUUGUUUAGAUCGCCUAUCUUGAAGUUCACUUUGGUCUCCAUCACCAUUAAUUUCACCUUCCAUAUUGGCUACUAUGGCCUGAUGAUGUGGUUCCCCGAAUUGUUUAAUCGUUUCGAGGAGUACAGCACCAAUUUCCCCAACAAUCAGACGGCCGGUGUUUGCACCGUCACCAACUAUGUGGUGGAUAAAAUUUCCCAAGAAGAUGCUGUCUGCUCUUCUCACAUACCCUCGGCUGUCUUUAUGGAAUCGUUGAUCUCUUUGGCCUCCGCCUUGCCCGCCAAUUUGAUUGCCAUUUUGGGUAUGGAUUUGUUGGGUAGGAAAUUCUUUUUGAUCUUUGGUACAAUGACGGCGGGUGUCUGUUCGGCUGCCAUGUAUUUUGUAUACAAUUCCACCCAGAAUUUAAUAGUAUCGGCUGUGUUUAGUGGUGCCAUUUCGGCGGCCAAUGCUGCCUUGGAUUGUCUCAUCACUGAGGUGUUCCCCACACACUUAAGGGCCACGGGUGUGGCUAUUUCUAUGGUUGCUGCUCGCAUGGGUGGUAUUAUUGGUAAUAUUGUUAUAGCUACGCUGUUGGAUCAAUAUUGUCCGGCUCCUACAUUUAUUGUGGCUGUGCUGCUGAUGGGUGGUGGCCUUAUGUGUCUGCUGUUGCCCAAUACCACCAGGAAGGAGCUGAAUUAAGCAGAGAAUGAAAGAGAGUUAAAGUCAUAAAUAUACUCAGACAAGAAAUUUACACUUACACACAGUUCCUCCCUCCCUCCUCCUUUCUCCUGCCCUUCCCACCCCCCACAAAAUACACUUUCACUUUUCCAUACACUUGAACCACAAACCCUUAACGCUCAGUCCUUUAACUAAUGUUAUUCUUUAGUGCUGGUUCCCAAACGUCAAGUUAACUAUAGCAAGUCUUUAGAUUGUAGAUGAGAGAGGAGAGAAGAUUUUAAAGAUUUUCCUCUUUUUCUUCCUCUCUCUUCUAUAAACUCAAGACUUGCUCUAGUAAUGACUUUACUAUUGCAAUUCUUCAGUUUAUAGAUGAGAGCAGAGGAGAUUUUAAAGAUUUUCCUCUUUUUCUUCCUCUCUCUUCUUUAAACUCAAGACUUGCUCAAGUAAUGACUUUACUAUUGCAAAUCUUUAGAUUGUAGAUGAGAGAGGAGAGGAGAUUUUAGAGAUUUUCCUCUUUUUCUUGCUCUCUCCUCUAUAAAUUCAAGACUUACUCAAGUAAUGACUUUACUAUUGCAAUUCUUCAGUUUGUCACGAAGAGAGAGCAGAGCAAAUUUUCCUCUUUUUCUUUCUCUCUCUCUUCUUUAAACUCAUGACUUGCUUGCUCCAGUAAUCAUGAAGUUUGUCAACCAUUUUCAUUUCUUUUUCUUUGUCCCAUAAUUAUGAUUGAUGAGUUCUUUCUUUUUAAAUGUUUAAUGCUUUUGGUAGAUGAGCCUUUUUUUAAGUUUUUCUUUUUCUUUUAAUUUUGUAUUUUAAGUAAAAGCCGGCUCCAAAUUCUUACACCAUUUGGUAUUUUAUUUAAUGUAUUUUUAUUUUAUAUUUUUUGUUCGUUAAUAUUUAGAUAAAAAUGUUGUAAAUUAUAUAAGUAUAUAAUAGAGAUGUUAUGUAAAAUAUAAUAUGAAUUAUGUAUUAAUUAAUAAAACCAAACUAAUGUAUUAAUUGUUAAUUUUAAAUAAAAAAUAAAUAAAAAAGAUUCAAAACUAAAAAAAAAA